This is a messenger RNA of Lachnellula hyalina, 1824 nucleotides long. RefSeq lists its product as uncharacterized. The transcript is spliced from 4 exons. The record is from RefSeq and is a predicted model, not a curated record. The coding region runs from base 1 to 1824 and encodes 607 amino acids. NCBI's taxonomy places the organism in Eukaryota, Fungi, Ascomycota, Leotiomycetes, Helotiales, Lachnaceae.
AUGAAGUUCCUUUCCUUUUCCGUUGGCUUUGCUGCUACUGCCUUCUCCCUUGGAUCGGCGCUGAACAUCGGUGAGAUAAAUGGCCCUGGAUUCCUCUCGCCGUAUGCCGGAAAGGCUGUUUCGGCUGUGCAAGGGCUGGUCACUGCUAAGGGUCCCAGCGGUUUCUGGAUCCGGUCCACGACGCCAAAGUCUAAUUCAACAUCGUCGAAUUCCGUGUACGUCUUUAGUAGCAGUGCUGGCAAGAAUCUUACCGUCGGCGAUAUCAUAACUUUAGAUGCCACAGUAUCCGAAUAUCGAUCUUCAUCGGCGUAUUUGUACCUCACUGAACUUACGGCGCCAAAAAAUCUCAGUCUCAUCUCAACUGGAAAUCAAGUUACUCCGUUGGUUAUUGGUGAAGGAACGGAUUCACCGCCGACUGAGCAGUUCAGUUCAUUAGACAAGGGCGAUAUUAUGGGGGUGCCGAACAAUUCCAGUCAAGUUUCGGCUCAAAAUUCGACCCUCCAACCUCAGCUUUACGGGUUAGAUUUCUGGGAGAGCCUAUCUGGGGAAUUGGUGACAGUUCAAAAGCCAACAGCAAUUGCAAAACCUAAUGCCUACGGGGAUACAUGGGUGAUUGGAUCUUGGAACACCACGGGCCUAAAUUCACGAGGUGGUCUAACUCUCACUUCCCAUGACUCAAAUCCAGAAGCUAUUAUGAUUGCCAGCCCCUUGGACGGCUCUGACAAUCCGAAAGGAACGAAAGUCGGUGAUUCUUUGCAGGACAUUACGGGAGUAGUCACUCAAGCUUUUGGAUAUUAUGUGAUCAACCCUCUCACAGCUCUAAAUAUAACUGGAUCAGCGCAGCCAACAUUGCCACCACCAGCGACAUUUAGUUCCUGUGGUGACUGCAAAGGGCUCACCGUGGGAUCUUAUAAUGUUGAGAAUCUAGGCCCAAACACCACACAUCUCCCCAAUAUUGCGGCCCAUAUUGUAGACUAUCUGAAGACCCCAGACCUAAUGUUUUUGCAAGAAAUUCAAGAUAAUACUGGUGCAACAGAUACAGGUGUGGUUGAUGCAAAUAUUACGCUGUCAACACUUGUCGAAGCCAUCCGAGUGCGGUCGAAUCUCACAUACGCAUCCACCGCCAUCGACCCAGUAAAUGACCAAGACGGCGGCGAACCAGGAGGAAACAUCCGAGUCGCCUAUCUCUACAACCCAGUGGUUCUCCAACUUCGAAACCCCAACCCAGGAUCAAGCACAGAUGCCAACGAGGUCCUCCCAGGACCAGAAUUGAAAUACAAUCCAGGCCGGAUCGACCCACUGAAUGCAGCAUGGACCGCGAGCAGGAAGCCGCUAGCUGCUACUUGGGAGACUGUGGAUGGAAAGAACAAGUUCUUCACGGUGAAUGUUCAUUUCGGGAGUAAGGGUGGAGGGUCUCCGAUCGAGGGAGACGCAAGACCUCCUGUAAAUGGAGGUGUUUAUGAUCGUCUCGCGCAGACAAACGCUACAGCAUCCUUCAUCGCCUCCAUUCUGGCAGAAGACAGCAACGCGCGGAUCAUAACCAGUGGCGAUUUCAACGAAUUUACCUUUGUCGCCCCCCUCGAGACUUUUGAGAGCGUCUCGAAGCUCAAAGAUGUUGAUGAAGUUACGGGGAUUGAUGAGUUGGAGAGGUAUAGUUAUCUCUAUGACAUGAAUUGCCAAGAGUUGGAUCACAUGUAUGUGAGCGAGGCUCUGACGCGCGGGGCUAAGAAAGAGAUUAUACAUGUUAAUACGUGGGCUUCAUAUGCUGGGCAGGUCUCUGACCAUGAUCCUAGCGUGGCGAAGUUUAACGUUUGUCAGGAUUGA